Molecule: messenger RNA, 3834 nt
Organism: Anolis sagrei ordinatus
Lineage: Eukaryota; Metazoa; Chordata; Lepidosauria; Squamata; Anolidae
Source: RefSeq, a predicted model, not a curated record
CUUUCUCGCCUGCGUCAUCGUCUCCAUCCUCGCCAUCUACGCUGGUGCCAUCAAGUCCUCCUUCGCACCUCCUAAUUUCCCUGUCUGUAUGCUGGGGAACCGUUCCCUCUCCCAACACCAGAUUGACAAAUGCGCAAAGACGGAGGAGCGGGACAACAUCACAGUACACACUCGCCUAUGGGAUUCCUUCUGCAACUCAACCAAGCGCCUCAAUGCCUCCUGUGAUGAUUAUUUUCUGCACAACAAUGUUACCGUUAUUCAGGGUAUUCCAGGAUUGGCCAGUGGUAUUAUCACUGAGAACCUUUGGAGCAGCUAUCUGAUGAAAGGAGAGAUCAUUGAGAAACCUUCAUUGCACUCGGUUGAUGCAGGAGGAGCCCUCAAUCAGCAGUACGUGCUGGCUGACAUCACAACCUCUUUCACCCUUCUUGUGGGCAUCUUCUUCCCCUCUGUCACUGGAAUCAUGGCUGGAUCAAAUCGUUCUGGGGACCUGAAAGAUGCCCAAAAAUCUAUUCCCAUUGGUACCAUUCUGGCCAUCCUCACCACUUCUUUUGUGUAUCUUAGCAAUGUAGUACUGUUUGGGGCUUGUGUGGAAGGUGUUGUCCUGAGAGACAAGUUUGGUGACUCGGUGAAGGGGAACCUAGUAGUGGGGACGCUGUCCUGGCCUUCUCCAUGGGUCAUCGUCAUUGGUUCGUUCUUCUCCACAUGUGGAGCUGGGCUCCAAAGCCUCACUGGCGCACCCCGACUGUUGCAGGCAAUAGCCAAGGACAACAUUAUACCUUUUCUGAGGGUAUUUGGCCACGGAAAAGCCAAUGGGGAGCCUACCUGGGCUUUGCUCCUGACAGCAGGCAUUGCAGAAUUGGGGAUCCUGAUUGCCUCUUUGGACAUGGUUGCCCCUAUUCUUUCCAUGUUUUUCCUAAUGUGUUACCUCUUUGUCAACCUGGCCUGUGCCUUACAAACCCUGUUGCGUACCCCCAACUGGAGACCACGCUUUCGGUACUACCACUGGGCACUCUCCUUCAUGGGCAUGAGUAUCUGUGUGGCUCUCAUGUUCAUUUCCUCCUGGUAUUAUGCCAUUGUCGCCAUGGUGAUAGCUGGGAUGAUUUACAAAUAUAUUGAGUACCACGGGGCUGAGAAGGAGUGGGGAGACGGCAUCCGUGGCCUGUCCCUGAGCGCAGCCCGCUUUGCCUUGCUGCGCCUUGAGGAAGGGCCACCCCACACCAAGAACUGGAGGCCACAGCUCCUGGUGUUGCUAAAGCUGGAUGAGGACCUGCACGUGAAGCAUCCACGCCUGCUCACCUUUGCCUCCCAGCUGAAAGCUGGCAAGGGCCUCACUAUUGUAGGCUCUGUCAUGGUGGGCAACUUCCUGGAGUGCUACAGUGAGGCACUGGCUGCUGAGCAGACCAUCAAACACCUGAUGGAGACGGAACGGGUGAAAGGCUUCUGCCAGAUUGUGGUGGCUGGCAAGGUGCGCGAGGGCACCUCCCACCUCAUUCAGUCCUGUGGGCUGGGUGGUAUGAAGCACAACACUGUGGUGAUGGGCUGGCCCAAUGCUUGGCGCCAGAGCGAGGAUGCCCGGUCUUGGAAGAACUUCAUUGGCACUGUCCGGGUGACUACAGCUGCCCAUCUGGCCUUGCUUGUGGCAAAGAAUGUGUCCUUCUUCCCCAGCAAUGUAGAGCCCUUUUUGGAGGGGAACAUUGACGUCUGGUGGAUCGUGCACGAUGGCGGGAUGCUGAUGCUGCUCCCCUUUCUUCUUAAGCAACACAAGGUGUGGCGUAAAUGCAAAAUCCGCAUCUUUACCGUGGCUCAGCUGGAGGACAACAGCAUCCAGAUGAAGAAGGAUUUGGCAACCUUUCUGUAUCACCUCCGCAUUGAAGCAGAGGUGGAAGUGGUAGAAAUGCAUGACAGCGACAUCUCUGCCUAUACAUACGAGCGCACGCUGAUGAUGGAGCAGCGCUGUCAGAUGUUGCGACAAAUGCGCCUGUCUAAGACCGAGCGAGACCGAGAGGCUCAGCUUGUGAAGGACAGGAAUUCUAUGUUGCGGCUGACCAGUAUUGGCUCAGAUGACGACGAAGAGACGGAGACAUACCAGGAAAAGGUGCACAUGACAUGGACCAAGGACAAGUACAUGGCAUCCCGUGGGCAAAAGCAGAAGACGCUGGAGGGUUUCCAAGAUCUCUUAAACAUGCGGCCGGAUCAAUCCAAUGUGCGACGCAUGCACACGGCUGUGAAGCUCAACGAGGUCAUUGUGAACAAGUCCCAUGAGGCUAAACUAGUGCUGCUCAACAUGCCCGGUCCACCACGCAAUCCUGACGGCGAUGAGAACUAUAUGGAAUUCCUGGAGGUCCUCACAGAAGGGCUGGAGCGCGUGCUGCUUGUGCGGGGUGGUGGCAGCGAAGUGAUCACCAUCUACUCCUAGAUGCACGGGAGGCUUUCCUCCCAACGGACUCGGUUCUGUCAGAUUGACACCUGCUUCCUGCCUGUUACCACCUGCUACUUGAUCUCUCCAGCAGAGCAGCUAGCAGCGUCACGCCUCCUUUGCUUUCUUUUUCCAGUUGCAGUUGGGGGGGUCUUAAGAUAGGGUGGUUUUUCUCCUUUUGGAGGAGGGAGUGUUGACAUUCCCCCCUAUCCUUCCAUGAGGUUACAAAGAUACACAUUAGGAACUACUUAAGCUUUUAGACUCGAGCGGAACAUGGCUCAGCCUCUUGCCAAGAUGUAGAGGAGCUAGUCAGUCGGGUCCUAAUGUUGCUCGGGGUGCGAAAGGAGCCAAAGAAGGAGGGAGAAACUCAUGCUUUGGUCUCCUACUUGUUGCUGGAACCCUCUGCUAACCUUUACAAGAGUAUUUCAACAGAACGGACACUGUCUAUUUAAAAAAGUAGGAGAUGGGAGAUGCUGUUUGUAGAGCUGGCAGCAACGAGAUGCCGCCUGCAUUGUGCCAUUCUCUUGUGGUCAGUGCCAAAAUCUUUCUGCUUUCUUUCCCUCUGAAAGCAAAGGGAGGGGUGUUUAGAAAGAUGGAGCUGACUUCUUGUACUUAUCCUCCACCCUCGACCCUUAUGGGAUGCUGAAAUCCCAUUGCACUCUUUGUCAAGGCAUGGUGAAGAAUGAUAGAUUCCUGAAGCCAGGGUAGAAGUGGCAUACUGGUGAUGGCACCUGUCCUGCCAGUUCUUCUCCUCUGUGGCUCCCAUUCUCCUCUCUGGGCAAGGAAGCUCAGAGUCUCGGUGUUUGCAGACGUUUUGCAGAAUGACUGAAAAGCAGAAGAAACUGCACUCAUAGUUAUCAUGCAGAGGAAAGUAUCUUUCCUAAAUUCAAACAGGAGGCAAAACAGCAAUAUCUUCUGACUUGCAUAACUGUCAACAGCGACCCCCUCUUCCCUUCUACCCCCAAAGUUGGGAAAGCGGGACACAGCUCUUUCUAUACCAAACUAUUAUGCUUGCCUCUUUUUAGAACAAGUGUCUCAAUAGCGAAGCCCUACAACUUGUAUUUUGUGAGUGCUGAGAGUGAGUCCUUCCUAUCCCGACAUGGGCAAAUGGCCUUGUCUGUGUUGUCCCCUUCGGUUUCAAUGAUGGAUGUCUAAAUUUUCUCAAUCCCUUGCUCAAGAAUCGCGUACAGGGACCACUCCUUUGAGAUAGCCUUAAAGCAGACGGAUCUCUAGCCUCUCCUCGUUGUUUUUAUUUUUAAAGGGAAUUUCACAUACUUUUCCUCACCUCUUUUACUUUGGGGGAGACUUUUAAUUUAUUGGGGGUGUGACCUUGUUUACAUAGCAUCAGGUUUUGAGGGGUGUGAUUAUUAUUAUUUUUGGCUUCCUGAAUUAUGUAAAGAAUAAACAUUUUAUAUAUA